Molecule: messenger RNA, 1765 nt
Organism: Vidua chalybeata
Lineage: Eukaryota; Metazoa; Chordata; Aves; Passeriformes; Viduidae
Gene: YWHAE
Product: tyrosine 3-monooxygenase/tryptophan 5-monooxygenase activation protein epsilon
Exons: 6
Coding region: 135-902 (255 amino acids)
Biological process (GO): signal transduction
Cellular component (GO): cytoplasm
Source: RefSeq, a predicted model, not a curated record
GCCCGGAUGCAGCGGGAGGAGGCGCUGCCGCCAUAUUUGCCCGGAGAGCAGCGAGCUGGUAGCUGCAGAGCCCCCCGGACCCAUCGGCUGCCAUCCGCCCCGCGCAGUCCCCGCCGCCGCCCCGCCCGUAGGACAUGGACGAUCGGGAGGACCUCGUCUAUCAGGCCAAGUUGGCUGAGCAGGCUGAGCGCUACGAUGAAAUGGUCGAAUCAAUGAAGAAGGUGGCUGGAAUGGACGUGGAGUUGACAGUGGAAGAAAGAAACCUGCUUUCUGUUGCAUAUAAAAAUGUGAUUGGAGCCAGGAGAGCUUCCUGGAGAAUAAUCAGCAGCAUUGAACAGAAAGAAGAAAACAAAGGUGGAGAAGACAAAUUAAAAAUGAUUCGGGAAUAUCGGCAAAUGGUUGAGACUGAACUGAAGUUAAUCUGUUGUGACAUUCUGGAUGUACUGGACAAACACCUCAUUCCAGCAGCUAACACUGGCGAGUCCAAGGUUUUCUAUUACAAAAUGAAGGGGGACUACCAUAGGUAUCUGGCUGAGUUUGCCACAGGAAAUGACAGGAAGGAGGCUGCAGAGAACAGCUUGGUGGCUUACAAAGCUGCUAGUGAUAUUGCAAUGACAGAACUCCCACCAACACAUCCCAUCCGCUUAGGACUUGCGCUCAACUUCUCUGUAUUCUACUAUGAAAUUCUUAAUUCUCCUGAUCGUGCCUGCAGGUUGGCAAAAGCAGCUUUCGAUGAUGCUAUUGCAGAACUGGAUACACUGAGUGAAGAAAGCUAUAAGGACUCUACACUUAUCAUGCAGUUGUUACGUGAUAACCUGACACUAUGGACUUCAGACAUGCAGGGUGAUGGUGAAGAACAGAAUAAAGAAGCGUUGCAGGAUGUGGAAGAUGAAAACCAGUGAGACACAAAGGCCAACAAGAGAACCCAUCUCUGACCACCCUCCCCCUUCCCCACAAAAACCCUCAGUGUCACUCUGAGAACCACCAAAUCUGACUUUUACAUUGGGUCUCAGAAUUUAGGUUCCUGCCCUGUUGGGUUUCUUUAUUUUUAUUUUUUUUACACAGUUUAAAAGUUCUUAAAGGCAAGAGUGAAUUUCUGUGGAUUUUACUGGUGCCAGCUUUUAGGUUCUUUAAGACACUAACAGGACUGCGUAAAGGCUCUUUCAGCAUUACUGUAUUGUCUCUGCCAGCUGUGGUGACAUUGCCAUCAGACCUGGAUGUGACACCUGAAGGCCGUGUAGGGAGAGAUUGGUCCUGGCCAGGUAGUGCUCAUGUGGUGGCAUCUUUCUUUUUUUUAUAACUGUUUAAACUGAAUUUUAUACCAAUGUUUCAACUUAAUUGGGUGUUUAGAUUGAAGUUGCGAGGUUGCAUUUGGGACAUUUAUUGUAGUGGUUUUACUGUAUAAAAACAAAAAGUUUCCAAACUGCUGAAAUGUUGCUGAAAAUCAUGGUGCUGGUAACAGUUCAACAAUCCGUGGCUGCUCAUUCUUGCCUGUUCUUUACUUUCCCUCCAAGCAGGUUAGCAUUGAAGGUGGCAUUGAUAAGCCUGCAUGCGUGUUCAAUAUUUUUUUCUUUUCUCCCUCCCCUCUCCCCAUCUCCCUUCGCUCGCUCAACCUCUUUUGUUCAGUAUGUGUAACUUGAAGCUAAUUUGUACUACUGGAUAUCUGACUGGAGCCACAGAUACAGAAUCUGUAUUGUUCUUACUGAAACACAGCAUGGAAUUAACAUUAAACUUAAAUAAAACAAACCUAAAUUAAAAAUGCCAA